AUGAGUAUCAUUUUCCAACUCUGCUCGAAGACCAACCCGACAAUGGCUAAGGACCACUUCACCAAACAGCACGCCCGCAGCGGUCACCGCACGGAGCCCAAGUCUCAGAAUCCUUACCUGCGUUUGCUCGUGAAGCUCUACCGCUUCCUCGCUCGCCGCACCGAAUCUGGCUUCAACAAGGUCAUUCUCAAGUCCCUGUUCCUGUCCAAGAUCAACCGCCCUCCCGUGUCUCUUUCGGCCAUCUCCCGUGCUCUCCAGCAGAAGGGUGCCGAGAACAAGACCGUUGUCGUUGUUGGUACCGUCACCGACGACAACCGUCUCUUCGAGACCCCCAAGGUCACCGUCGCUGCUCUCCGCUUCACCGAGGGUGCCCGUGCCCGCAUCCUCAAGGCUGGCGGUGAGGUCCUCACUCUUGAUGAGCUUGCCCGCCGUGCCCCCACCGGCCAGAACACUCUUCUGCUCCGUGGCCCCCGCUCCCACCGCGAGGCCGUCCGCCACUUUGGCUUCGGUCCCCACAAGGGUAAGGCUCCUCGCAUCAUGUCCAAGGGCCGCAAGUUCGAGCGUGCUCGUGGUCGCCGGAAGUCCCGUGCCUUCAAGGUCUAA
This is a messenger RNA of Wickerhamiella sorbophila, 603 nucleotides long. Its product is annotated as 60S ribosomal protein L18-B. The coding region runs from base 1 to 603 and encodes 200 amino acids. Gene Ontology annotation, biological process: translation. Gene Ontology annotation, cellular component: ribosome; cytosolic large ribosomal subunit. The transcript has a single exon. Gene Ontology annotation, molecular function: structural constituent of ribosome; RNA binding. Lineage: Eukaryota; Fungi; Ascomycota; Dipodascomycetes; Dipodascales; Trichomonascaceae. The record is from RefSeq and is a predicted model, not a curated record.